This is a messenger RNA of Lactuca saligna, 829 nucleotides long. The record is from the annotation of a GenBank genome assembly. Lineage: Eukaryota; Viridiplantae; Streptophyta; Magnoliopsida; Asterales; Asteraceae.
AUUUUGGGCGGCUGAUUCAAAAAAAAACCUUGUGCGGACUUUUCAAAUUUCAAAAGUCAGUCAAAAUACACCCUAAAAAACGCCGAUUCUUCCCUACCAGUGACCAUACUCUCACUUUUUCUCAUUAUUCUUCCUCAGCACCUCCCUCCAUUAGAAAUCAUGGUCUCACCAUCAAUAUCUCAUUGUCAUUGCUGCUAGAUCUACAUACAAACUCAAGUCAUUAGUGUGUUGAUUACCAGACUCCACCACCAUAUCGUUGUGCUUCAAGUUCCGAAGCUUCCCCUUUUCACCAUUAUCUUUCUACACCCCAACCAUAUGGUAUUUCUAUAUCGACAUCAGACUCUUGAUGAUGCUACUCAAUGCUAUAUAGUAGAUUUCAUGCAGCUUGACUUCUCACCACUCUGAACUGUGCUUUUACAGAUCAGUUGGGAUUGCUAGGGCUUCAAGCGAAGAUGUGAACACCGUGGUUCAUGGAAGAAAUUUUUGAGUAAGGACACUGAAAUAAGGGACCUAAAAGAUGAAGCCAUAUGAAGAUUCUCAAGUAUCAAGAGUUCUUGAAAUAGAUCCAUCCUCAAUAACCCCUCAUGAUGAUCUAUCUUCUCCCAGGCCAUAUGUCAUUUCUUUCAUGUAUCGAGGUGCACCAAAGAAUGAGAUAAGGAGAAACCUCGAUACUUACCCGCUUUUGUUUGUUUCAUCGGUUGUAGUUUAUUUGGAAGAUGAUGAUGUUCCCACAAGGAAAGAUGUCGAUACUUACCUGCUUUUGUUUGUUUCCCUCAUCAUCACUGCCCCUUCAAUCACACAUGUCGCCACCGUUAACUAUCGAAACUAG